GGAUCUUUCCCCUUCAGGUCUCCGGGGUCGGCGCGCCCCCUCAGCCCCGCCGCCCGCUUUCGGCCUGUCAGCUGGCCGUAGACAGGCGCCCGCGCGGCCGCUCUCAGAGUCCCGGCCCCGCCUGCGACGCUCGCAGCUCCUGGCGUUUACAGGUCCCUAGGCCAGGGCAAUGUUCCGCACCGCCGUGAUGAUGGCGGCCAGCCUGGCGCUGACCGGGGCCGUGGUGGCUCAUGCCUACUACCUCAAGCACCAGUUCUACCCCACCGUGGUGUACUUGACCAAGUCUAGCCCCAGCAUGGCAGUCCUGUACAUCCAGGCCUUCGUCCUUGUCUUCCUCUUGGGCAAGGUGAUGGGCAAGGUGUUCUUCGGACAGCUGAGGGCAGCAGAGAUGGAGCAUCUUCUGGAACGUUCCUGGUAUGCUGUCACAGAGACUUGUCUGGCCUUCACUGUUUUUCGGGAUGACUUCAGCCCCCGCUUUGUUGCGCUCUUCACUCUCCUCCUCUUCCUCAAGUGUUUUCACUGGCUGGCUGAGGACCGUGUGGACUUUAUGGAACGCAGCCCCAAUAUCUCCUGGCUCUUUCACUGCCGCAUUGUCUCCCUAAUGUUCCUCCUGGGUAUCCUGGACUUCCUCUUCGUCAGCCAUGCCUAUCACAGCAUCCUGACCCGUGGGGCCUCUGUGCAGCUGGUGUUUGGCUUUGAGUAUGCCAUCCUGAUGACUAUGGUGCUCACCAUCUUCAUCAAGUACGUGCUGCACUCUGUGGACCUCCAGAGCGAGAAUCCCUGGGACAAUAAGGCCGUGUACAUGCUCUACACGGAGCUGUUUACAGGCUUUAUCAAGGUUCUGCUGUACAUGGCUUUCAUGACCAUCAUGAUCAAGGUGCACACUUUCCCUCUCUUUGCCAUCCGGCCUAUGUACCUGGCCAUGAGGCAGUUCAAGAAAGCUGUGACAGAUGCCAUCAUGUCUCGCCGAGCUAUCCGCAACAUGAACACACUGUAUCCAGACGCCACCCCAGAGGAACUCCAGGCAAUGGACAAUGUCUGCAUCAUCUGCCGAGAAGAGAUGGUGACUGGUGCCAAGAGACUGCCCUGCAACCACAUUUUCCACACCAGCUGCCUGCGCUCCUGGUUCCAGCGGCAGCAGACCUGCCCCACCUGCCGUAUGGAUGUCCUUCGGGCAUCGCUGCCGACCCAGUCACCACCGCCCCCUGAGCCCGCGGAUCAGGGGCCACCACCUGCCCCCCACCCCCCGCCACUCCUGCCCCAGCCCCCCAACUUCGCCCAGGGCCUCCUGCCUCCCUUCCCUCCAGGCAUGUUCCCGCUGUGGCCCCCCAUGGGCCCCUUUCCUCCUGUCCCACCUCCCCCCAGCUCCGGAGACGCUGUGGCCCCUCCGUCCACCAGUGCAGCCCUUUCUCGGCCCGGUGCGGCAGCCACAGCCACAGCUGGUUCUGCUGCCUCUGCCCCAGCACCUGGCUCGACCUCCACCCCUGACGCCGGCCCCGCCCCAGGCUUCCCCUUCCCUCCCCCCUGGAUGGGCAUGCCACUGCCUCCACCCUUUGCCUUCCCCCCGAUGCCUGUGCCUCCUGCCGGCUUUGCUGGGCUGACCCCAGAGGAGCUGCGGGCUCUGGAAGGCCACGAGCGGCAGCACCUGGAGGCCCGGCUACAGAGCCUGCGCAACAUCCACACGCUGCUGGAUGCCGCCAUGCUGCAGAUCAACCAGUACCUCACCGUGCUCGCCUCCCUCGGGCCCCCCCGGCCUGCCACCUCAGCCAACCCCACUGAGGAAACUGCCCCUACAGCUGUCACUGCUGCCUUCUCCACCAGCACCCCCAGCUCUGAGGCCACCACCCCAUCCCUGGGAGCCUCCCCACCAGCCCCUGAACCUGAAAAGCCUUCAGCUCCUGAGUCAGCGGGCACCGAGGAGCUGCCUGAGGAUGGGGAGCCUGACGCAGCAGAGCUCCGCCGCCGUCGCCUGCAAAAGUUGGAGUCCCCUGUUGCCCACUGACACUGCCCCAGUCCUGGCCCCUG
Messenger RNA from Kogia breviceps (pygmy sperm whale), 2025 nucleotides. Lineage: Eukaryota; Metazoa; Chordata; Mammalia; Artiodactyla; Physeteridae. The record is from RefSeq and is a predicted model, not a curated record.